AUAUAUAUCUGGCUCUUUCCCUCCUCCAUCAAUCUCCUAAAUUCCAAUGAGGUCACUGCGAUGAGCAAGAACAAGAUAAAAAGAGGAGAGGAAGAAGAGGGUGAAGGUGAGAAGGAGGAAGGAGAAGAAGAAGGAAGAGAGACAAGAAAGGGGCCAUCAGACAAGGUCGACUUUUUCUGAGACACAGCAAAUGUGAGGAGUGUGGUGCUGAAUGUAAUCUGCCUGAAUGAGAGACAGAAGCGGAGAGAGAAGGACUAAGCCACUUUUCUAUUACGACAGUAACAAAGGAAGAGGAGGCAGAGAGGAAGCAGAGAGAAGGGAGCGAGCCCUCCCACUCGCCGCCCCCUCCCCCAGAACACAAAACCCCUGAGCUCAGAAGAAGAAUCAAGGGAGCCCGAAGUGCUGGGAGACACAGAACAGCCAAGAGAAAAAGCCAGCUAACAAGAGUGGGGGCGUGCAGGUUUCCUGCAGGGACUUCUUCGGACGCAGCAGCACCUUGGACAGCGCCCGGGUGAGCGCAUCCCUGACAAAAAGACUAAGCAGAAGCUGCCAUCAGCUUGAGAAGGGGCUACUUUUGCAGCAUCCCCCCUCUCCGUUUCCUUCGUCCACUUCAGCUUGACUCCAACCCUGGAGCAGAAGAAAAUCCUUUGUCCUUCGGCACUUUGAACGUGCCAAGAGGUGCCUUGGGUGCUUUGGCCCCGUCUAAAGAAGCUCGCCUCUUGUCUCUGGGACCAGCAUACUUGCUGUAAAAUGCUGAACUGGUGAAGAAAGGGGGGAAAAAGUUUUGGGGGAUGUAAUAGGGGAGAGAAGGGAGCGCACGGGGAAAGCGGAAGACCGAAGGUGGAUGGUUUGUUUCCCGGGCUGAUCUGGAAGGAAUGAUGACCGAGGGAGGAUGUGCACCAGCGGCCAGAUCAUUGGGAGCCUGCUGGUGCUCUCUGUGCUGGAGAUAGGACUGGGGGCGUCCAGCGUGGCCGUGGGGGCAGUUAGCUUCAGCCUGGCCCUCAGAGAGCACCAGCCGCAGCUUGGAGACUCCUCUCCGUUUCUGCUUUGCGGCAUUUGUGGAAUUCUGUGCGCCAAAAAAAAGUCCGGACUUGUCAUGAUCCUUUUUUCGGCUUGCUGCAUCUGUGGGCUAAUUGGCGGCAUCUUGAACUUCCAGUUCCUCCGAGCAGUCACCAAGAAGACAUCCUCCCUAUAUCCACUGCGCCUGGCUUCCAUGUCUCUUGCCUGCAUUGGCAUUGGGGGCUGUACCCUUUCCUCUUGGCUUACUUGCCGCCUGGCGAGCUACGAACAAAGGCGAAUGUUCUCUGAACGAGAGCAUUCCUUGCACCAUUCCCACGAAAUGGCAGAAAAAAGAUUGAGGGCUAUUGAAAUAACCGACUUGCCCAGCUGCCCGGUGGUGCCCCCGACACCAGAGUUACCUACAAGGAAAUGACAGACAAUAUGAGCAACGGAGGGCCUCAACUAAUAUUUAAUGGAAGAGUAUAAAACAUUUUUAAAACAUUGAUUUUUUUUCUUUCUUUCGGAUUUCCAUCAGGAAAGGAUAUACCAAAGGACGCCUCCAAUAUGGAAACACUGUUGGCUUUUACUGCCAGGUUUCUGAAGUUAUAAAACUUCCUGGCAUUCCCUCUUGAAUUUUCACUAACAUUUCUCUUCCUGGAUUUGGCCACAUGUAUCUCUCCAUUUCUUUCUAUUGGGCUCACAACUUUUCAAGAGUGUUCUCAUGAGGGCUUUCAUGUCAGCUUUUCAUACUACUCUCAUGAAGACUUUUUGGAAGAAGGAAUACGUGAAAUAAAAGCUGGCUCCAAUAUGGCCCAAGACAUACUUUGACUAGCAUGUGAAGUAGACAAGGGAGAGAGAAAGGUGGAGAUUGUCUACAUUUAAGUCUCAAUGUACAAAUUAAAAGAAUGCCCAUCUCCUGAUGAUAUUUCUCUUCUGAACAAUGAAAGGCUGCCAGGUCACCAUGAUUCAAAAUCUCAGCCAUGCCUUGUUGUAAAAAACAAAACAAAUUGUAAAUAUUUCCAAUUUGUGGAUUUAUCAUAUUUCAUAAUUUAUUCAUAAAAUAAGAUAAAUAAAACAAACCCUAAAUUAGAGGUAAAGUGAUUUUUUUUCUUUUCUUAAAGAAUACUAGUCAGCAUGAUAGCCUUAAAUUGUUUGUGCAAUGGUGGGAGAGUUUGCCAAAUAAGCAGGAUUUUCCAAAACCUACAUUGUCUUUCAUCAGACUGUACAGGAGAAUCUGUAGGCCCAUAAACAAUGUCUCUGACUAUAGAUAAGUAUGUGUACAUAUAUACUGUAAAUACAGAAAAAUAUAUAGCAUAUAUUUAUAAUAUACCUGUAUGUAAAUAGGAAUGGGGAAACAUGGAGAAGACCCUGUCCUCCCCAAUUUGUGAUGGGAGUUAGCUAGUUCUUCCUACAAUGUUUUCAGAGAUUACACAUCUUUGAAUUAAUUUUCAUGUGGAUGCUUUCCUUUUCCUCCUUGUACCCAUCUGGUGGAUGUAAAUAUUGUAUCUGGUGUCAGGUGGUGAGGAGGGAGUUGUUGAACAAGAUGAUAAAGCAAGAAGGAAAAUCAUAGAGGGACUGGACCUUCUUAGACUGGUUUGUGAAACAGAUUUUUAUGCCAUGUUAUCCAUUAUGAAAUAUUCCAUAUGCACAUCACCCAUAUUUAAACUGGGUACCCACAUAUUUACUUUGAUGGGCAUAAAGACUUUGACUGAAGUCAUUUUAAAUCCUUUAUAGCCAAACUCAGGCAGGUGGAUGAUAGGUGAUCUGGACCCGAAUAAUGAAAUUCAAAUUUUUGCUGGAUUUCCUUUAACAAAAAAAAUCACAACUUCUCAUAGGCAAGAGAGUAUUGAUGCUAACCAGAAAGCAUAUACUCUGUGACCCCAAAAGGGACCUCAGUUGGAGGAAGAGAGAAAAUGUAUAAAAACUAUUCAUGUUUGAGACUUGAACUAAUGCUGGGUGAUUGUGGUAGAGGCAAGAAAUGGCCAUCAUCUUGGGAAAUAAAUGUAUUGUCUUCAUAUGACUUAAUAUUGUAUGAAGUCCUUCCUCACAUAAUCUAAUGAUAGCCUCACCACAACCUUAUAAAUCAGGCAAAAUGGGUAUUUUUCCCAUAUAAAAAGAAAUGGAUUGACUUACUCUAAAUUAAGUGACACAGCUUGUAUAUGGUUGAGGUGGAAUUAGAAUCUGGCUCUUUUUGAGGGCUCUUCCCAUGUGUUUUCCAUUGUGUUAUUGCUAUUUCCAUUCUGUUACAAGGAAAUAGAAUUUGUGGCGACCACUAAGGAAACUCAUUUUAGAUUUGUGAAAAUUCCCCGAAUCAGAUAUUUAUGUCAAGGACUAAAGGUAAGAAAGAACAACUUAAACCUUGCAAAAGAAAUGACCUCGGUUGGAGUUAUCAUUCUCUUCUUUAUAUUGAACUACCUUACUGUGGAUUGGAUCAACUCUAAAAUACUAGAGAAGGGACAGAUUUCUGUCUUAGAACCUCACUAUUAGCUUUAUGUAGGGGAAAGGGUCCAGAAUGUCAGCUAAUGGAAAGUGAGAUUCUGCUGUUGAGCUGCUUACCAACCAACCAUCCCUUCCCAGUGUUUGGAAACCACUGAAUCAAAAGGUUUGUUGAAUACCUCUGCAUGUCUCUCUGAACAAACAUUGGCUCCUAGACUGUUUGGUGCUGUUUUUCCUUUUCUUCUUUAAUUUUCCUCUUCUUACUAAAUGCCUUGCCAGCUGAUCUGUAGCUCUACAUUAUCAAUCCAAUUAAUCCCAGAAGUCUUGCACUCAUCCUGUGAAAAAUACUGAACUAAUAAUGGGAUUCAGGAGAUCAUCUGUGCACGAAAGGCCUUUAGCAUUGAAAAUCUCAGCUCUAAAGUGGUUCUUCUGUGCUCCUACUCUCAAAAAACCUAUUUACUUGGAAGCUUAUUUUUUUAAAUAAAAGAAUAAACACCAGAUGCAACUUUGCUUGGUGUUUCUUCCUUUGUGGCCGGGUUGGUACAAUAUAGAGUUGUAACCUAUUUGUCCCAGAACUGUUCUUUGGGUAAUAUAUUUCUGCCCCUUGAAGAUUUUACAAAAUCCAAAGUUAAAAGGCUUUUUUGUGGCAUAUUGACUGACUAUUGUUCCUUUUUCCCCCUUAGAUGUCGUGAGGCUCUAAAAACCAUAAUAAUUAAGAAAAAGAGCCACCAGCAUAAGCUUGAUGAUGUAUCCAUUUAUCUCUUUUCAAAAGCAAUUAUUGUAAGUUUAAAGAAAAAAGUUUCAGAGCUGAAAUCACAUUGAGGUUUAAAUGGAUUCUUUUCUGAUCUCAUUCCCGAGAAGGGAAAGAACUUUGGGAAGGCGUCACCAAUCCAUGCCUGCAUGCUUGGAAAUUUAAUUUUCAUCACACAUUAAAUUAAGAGCUAUAAUUUUAUAAGUGACUGCUUUCAAGAGUUGGCAUGAGCCAGUGCCCUUAGGGGUACUGUAAUGGAAGACCUCAUGCCCAACUGUCAGGGAGGCUGGUGUAGUGCUGGGAUAAAGAGUCCAGCCAUCCUAGGAGGGGAAUAUCCUGCCAGAAGCCUCAGAGAGAGAAGGGGGAGUCUGCCUGGAAUAGGGAGCAAUCAAUCGGGCUGUGGUCAACAAGGGGAACAUUUGACAGAAGAUUUGGUCCUGUGACUGUGCUGAUGUGUGUCUCUUUAAUAAAUGAGGCGUGUUUUUGAA
Molecule: messenger RNA, 4674 nt
Organism: Monodelphis domestica (gray short-tailed opossum)
Lineage: Eukaryota; Metazoa; Chordata; Mammalia; Didelphimorphia; Didelphidae
Gene: TMEM196
Product: transmembrane protein 196
Source: RefSeq, a predicted model, not a curated record